This is a messenger RNA of Echinops telfairi (small Madagascar hedgehog), 244 nucleotides long. Its product is annotated as anaphase-promoting complex subunit 13-like. NCBI's taxonomy places the organism in Eukaryota, Metazoa, Chordata, Mammalia, Afrosoricida, Tenrecidae. The coding region runs from base 59 to 244 and encodes 61 amino acids. The record is from RefSeq and is a predicted model, not a curated record. The transcript has a single exon. Gene Ontology annotation, cellular component: anaphase-promoting complex. Gene Ontology annotation, biological process: protein K11-linked ubiquitination.
UCGUACCGCAGAGGGUGUGGCUCGGCGGGAGCGGCGGCCCUGGAGCUGAUCUCAGAACAUGGACAGUGAGGUGCAGAGAGAUGGAAGGAUCUUGGACUUGAUUGGCGAUGCUUGGCGUGCAGACAAGCUGCCCUAUGAAGAUGUUGCAAUACCUCUGAACGAGCUUCCUGAACCUGAGCAAGACAAUGGUGGCACCACAGCAUCUGUUAAAGAACAAGAAAUGAAGUGGACAGACUUGGCCUGA